AUGGCGGACGAGUUCAACCCCCAGUCUGUCGACCUCGACACGGCUGACCCCAAGGACAUCAUCUGCUAUCUCAAUGCCGGCGAGAACGAGUACAACGGACACCUGGGCCUGCGUGUGUCGGCCCUCUUCGUCGUCCUCGUCACCUCCACGCUCACGACCUUCUUCCCUGUCCUGGCUACCCGUGUCCGCCGCCUUCGUAUCCCGCUCUAUGUGUACCUCUUUGCCCGCUACUUUGGUGCCGGCGUCAUCAUUGCCACUGCCUUCAUCCACCUCCUCGAGCCUGCCUAUGAGGAGAUUGGUCCCAACAGCUGCGUCGGCAUGACUGGUGGCUGGGCCGAAUACACCUGGCCCCCCGCCAUCGCCAUGGCCUCUGCCAUGAUCAUCUUCCUCCUGGACUUCCUCGCUGAGUACUACGUCGAUAAGAAGUACAGGAUGGCCCACGUCCAGGUCGAGGGAACCAUUACCACCGGCGGCCAUCACGACCACCAGGGCCUUCACUCUGCUGACCAGGACCGCGCCGCCCCUCCCAACGGAAAGGCCGCGGAGCGCGAGCUCAAGAACAUUGAGGGCGACAACCAGCAGGCGGCUAUGGGCUUCCAGUCUCAGAUCGCCGCCUUCCUGAUCCUCGAGUUUGGCGUCCUCUUCCACAGCGUCAUCAUCGGUCUCAACCUGGGCGUCGUCGGCGACGAGUUCAAGACGCUGUACCCCGUCAUCGUCUUCCACCAGGCCUUUGAGGGCCUGGGUAUCGGCGCCCGCCUCAGCGUCAUCCCCUUCCCCAAGCACCUGCGCUGGAUGCCCUGGGCCCUGUGCCUCGCCUACGGCCUGACGACGCCCCUUGCCAUCGCCAUUGGCCUCGGCGUACGGACCACCUACAACAGCGGCUCCUUCACAGCCAACGUUGUCUCCGGUGUGCUCGACGCCACCUCUGCCGGCAUCCUCCUCUACACCGGCUUCGUGGAGAUGCUUGCCCGCGACUUCCUCUUCAACCCCUACCGCACCCAGGACAAGAAGCGUCUGACCUUUAUGCUCGUCUCGCUCUACCUCGGCUGCGCCAUCAUGGCUCUCCUGGGCAAGUGGGCUUGA
Molecule: messenger RNA, 1083 nt
Organism: Trichoderma reesei QM6a
Lineage: Eukaryota; Fungi; Ascomycota; Sordariomycetes; Hypocreales; Hypocreaceae
Exons: 2
Coding region: 1-1083 (360 amino acids)
Biological process (GO): zinc ion import across plasma membrane
Cellular component (GO): plasma membrane
Molecular function (GO): high-affinity zinc transmembrane transporter activity
Source: RefSeq, a predicted model, not a curated record